This is a messenger RNA of Numida meleagris (helmeted guineafowl), 1807 nucleotides long. It is a transcript of the gene DPH3, whose product is annotated as diphthamide biosynthesis 3. Lineage: Eukaryota; Metazoa; Chordata; Aves; Galliformes; Numididae. The transcript has 3 exons. The record is from RefSeq and is a predicted model, not a curated record. Gene Ontology annotation, molecular function: metal ion binding. The coding region runs from base 67 to 315 and encodes 82 amino acids. Gene Ontology annotation, biological process: protein histidyl modification to diphthamide.
GCGCGAGGUCGUGGCGCAUGCGCCGUCCCGCCCCUUCCGGUGUCGUUCCCACUGUGUGGCGGCGCUAUGGCGGUGUUCCACGAUGAGGUGGAGAUCGAAGACUUCGAGUACGAUGAGGAGACGGAGACGUACAGCUACCCGUGCCCCUGCGGGGACCGCUUCCUCAUCACGCGGGAGGACCUGGAGAACGGAGAGGAUGUGGCCACCUGCCCCAGCUGCUCCCUCAUCCUGCGCGUCAUCUAUGACCAGGAACAGUUCAUGCGUGAUGAAGUCAUUGCAGAACCUUUGACAAACAAGGAACUGGUAAAGUGCUGAUGAAUCCAUCAUGAACUGUUGCUGCUUUAGGAUAAGCAAUUAUGGGAAUGAUGAUUUUGGGAAGAGACAUGUUGCUCCGCCUGGAAGUUUUUGCUGCUGUGAGAAACACGUGCAAUAAGUGUCUGUCUAAAUAACUUGAAAAAGAAUGUUCUUGGACAUCAACGUGAAUGAGUUUUUUUCAGUAGGGUUAAACAUGUUAUUAGUAUCAGUUGGGAUACGCACCCUAGAAGACCAGGAGUAUGAUCCUAAUUGACUUGAAAUCGAUAUACAGAAGAUGUUUGCAGAGUUGUUCUGCAGUGAAAUUAGAACAGUUAUUUAGCAGUGACAUCUUAGACUAUGUGGAGAAGUUCAGCAUAGUUCAGUGUGGGUAUAUACCAGCAUGAAAUGACAUAGAGAUCUGGAAUGUUGGGAGACAGAUUUAGAAGUCCACAGGACUCCGUGAUUCUGUAUGAUGCCUUACAGAAUUAAAGUUUUGAUGCAACUUGCUAUCUCUUUGGUUAUGUGCCCUCAUAGUUCCAGCACAUACUGACUAUGGGGCAAAUAAUGUGAUCUGGAACCAGUACUGCUGGUAAAUUGUUUUUACUCCUGUAAGUGUAAGGAAGGUGCAGUUGUAUUCAUAACUGUGGUGGGCGCAACUAGUGAGUUGCAGCAGAAACUGCUUUGGUAGCUGUUUGGGUAUCUGGCGUAAUGGGUACCUGACAUAAUGAUUUACAUUUGUGUGCGUUGUGUCAAAUUAAACAUGAGUCAGCAUUUUUUUACCCCUGCAAAGUUAGUAAUGUGUGGAUGAACUUGAACUCAAAGUGGAUUCUUACUUACCCAUAUUUUCUCAGUCACACUGUGAUUUGACUCCUGCAGCAAAUAUAAAGUAGGCUGUGGUUGUCUGUACUGUUUGUAAUACUGCAUUGUCUGAGUUUUUACGUCUUGUUUUGUUGGGUUCUGUCAUUUCCUAGAUGAGAGAUGCACACAGUUCACUUUAUUCAUUACCAAAGAAGAACAUUUUUAGGAUAGAAGAAAGCUGGGAGAAUAUGCUCCAAAGUACCUUGGUUUCAAGACUACCUGUUGAAAUACUGGCUAAUGCACUUCAGAAUUUAUUGAAAAUGAUGUGAGAAUUUGUAUGUUUUCGUAGAAUUUGACAUCUGUGAAGUUUUGGGAAAAAUAUUUGUGCAGCGUCUAUGUAAUUAUUUCACUCCAGGCACUAGAGAUAAGCAAGUCUGACUGAUGUCUUGCUUUUAAUUAUUUUUGUACUUACAGCGUUCUGUGAAUGUUGGAAAUGAACCUUCUAAUUACUUUUUAGAACAAAAACAGGCAGAAGAUGGCACCCUUCAGCUGGAAGUUUUGAAGGCAAUAUGCGCAAGCCGAAUUGUUUUUGUGCUUAAACCAGCAGGUGGCACUCCUGUCACUUAAAUCUCUGCUUCAGAAAAUGCUGUGGUACUUUGCUUAGCUAUAAAUAUUUAUUUUGACUUUUGCUUAAAUAAAGAUGCUUAAAACUGCA